Molecule: messenger RNA, 777 nt
Organism: Closterium sp. Naga37s-1
Lineage: Eukaryota; Viridiplantae; Streptophyta; Zygnematophyceae; Desmidiales; Closteriaceae
Source: the annotation of a GenBank genome assembly
AUGCCUCGCGGAUUUGAGACUCCUAAGAAAAAGUGGUCUUUUGAGGCGCCUCAAAAGGUGCUCUUCACGCUAAUCAAAGAGCUCUCAGACGCACAUCCAGAGAUUAAGAGUCCAGAGCAGUCAGCGGCGCUGCUGGGAGGCAUCAAGGUGGAGCUGCCAUCAGAGAGGGAGCGUGAGCUGAUGCAGCAGAUAGCGGAGAUGAGGUGCAAAGUGGCCACGCUGGUGGAUAAUGUUAUCACCUACCGCAAGCGCAACGCGCAACUGAUGCAGCAGAUAGCGGAGAUGAGGUGCAAGGUGGCCACGCUGGUGGAUAAUGUCAUCACCUACCGCAACCGCAACGCCCAGGUCCACGACAGCAAAGUGCCCACGCUGGUGGAUAAUGUCAUCACCUACCGCAACCGCAACGCGCAGUUGGGGAAGCAGGUGGUAGCAUUCCAGCAAAGGAAGGAAGAGAGAACCCUAUUGUCCUUUCUGACCCCUGCUCUGCCCCCACCUCCCCUUUCCCGUGUUUCUCCCGCCUUCCCAUCCCCCGCUCCCCCCCUCCCUCCGUCCCCAUUUGGAGAAGCAGGUCGCAGCAUUUCAGCAGAGGAAGGAGGAGAGAGAGAGGCAGGGGGUGGUGCUGAGGCGGGGGAGGUGACUUCACGGGGUGGUGCUGAGGCGGGGGAGGUGACUUCAGUGAGGGGAAGGAGUGAAGGUGAUAUGAGGGGAAGGAGUGAAGGAGUGGAGAAUGUUGGAUUCGUGGUGGGUACGCCGAAAACGCGGAACGAGAAUAAUUGA